CGGCCCCGCCCCACCCCUUCCUUCACACCAGGGCCCGAGUCCCUGCCGACGUCACAGACCCGCUCUCGCGCCGCUGGCCUGGAGACCCCUGAGACUCGCAAUGCCGGGAGCUCCGCUGCCGGGUUCGAGUCGCAUCCGUUUCCGGAUCCGGGGACAUUCCGGUCCGGCCUUCCGGCCUACGGUGUCUUCACGGGGUCCCGCCCCGAACCACGCCGUGUCAGGUCCCCACUCGCAACGGGCGCUCUCGCCCUCUGCGCCCCUCGGGGCCGCCCGGGACUCCGCGCCCUCCCGCGGCCCCGCGAAUCCUCAGCCCCGCCGUCUUCUCCAGAAGCGGCCCGGCCCCGCCGCUCGCUCCCCUCCGCGGUCACCGCCUCAGUAAGGCCCCUGAGCCCCCUUGGGGAGGGCAUCGGCCCUGUCCAGUGACGCCCCGUGACCUUCUGUCCCAAGUCCUAUCUGCCGGCACGGGUAUCGCUCCCUCACGGGACAGUGUCCUCCUGAGCAGAGCAUCUUUGCUCCAUUCCAUGGGUGUCGAAUGGGGCGGUGAGGCCGAGACUGAACCAGGAGACGGAAGGAGUAAAGCACACCUAUCCCAGAGAGAAGUUGGUGUUCAUGAAUUUGAAAAGAAUUGACUUGUCUACAGAUACUGAGUGUUCCUCAUUUUUGGGGUCUGCCUAAUUUUCUGAUUUUAUCUUGAUUGGGACCCAUGUUAGAUACUGUCCUUUGGAUUAAAACGCUGAUGAGAUUAUCAACAGCAUUAAAAGAGAAUUCAUCAAAAUGAUGCAUUUUCUGGAAAGAGAAAGAUGCUCUGAACUCUGGAGUGUUGUGGCAGUGUCUUCAGUGAAUAUUUGGCUUCACUGGGUUUUCCGUCUAUUUGGUUCUGAAAAAGGAAUGGAAGAAAUCGAAGCAACUGUGUAAAUAUGUGGGCAUACGUGGGCAAUGCACAUAAAUAGAGAAAGAUGAAGGAGAUAGGAUGGAGUCUUGAGAUCUUCCAACAGUAUCAUUUGAGAAGUCCUUGCUCUGCUUCCUGUUGCUUGGACUGUGUAUAAAUGAAAACCCAGACUACAGUUGGCAGCUGAACUAAUUACAAUGGAAUCUCGGGAAUCAGUGACCUUCGAGGAUAUAGCUGUGGACUUCACCCAGGAAGAGUGGGCCCUCCUGGACACCUCCCAGAGAAAGCUGUUCAGAGAUGUGAUGCUGGAGAACAUCAGUCAUCUGGUCUCAGUUGGUAAUCAGCUUUACAAACCAGAUGUGAUUUCCCGUUUGGAGCAAGGAGAGCAACUUUCAAGAGAAGAGUUAGGCUUCCUGCAAGGUCAGAGUUCAGUCAUUUCAGAUAGAGAAGAUGAUCUGAGAAAACAAGAAAUGUUACCCAUGCAGCAUGUCUGCAAGAAGAACACACCUCUAAUUAGUGCAAUGCAGAGGUCUCACAGUCAAGAGGAUCCUUUGGAAUGCAACAAUUUCAGAGAAAAAUUUGCUGAAAUCUUACCAUUGACUCAGUAUGUAAUACCUCAAGUGGGAAAGAAACCCAUUAUUAGCCAAGAUGUUGGAAAAGCCAUCCGUUACUUGCCAUCCUUUAAUAUACAAAAGCAGAUUCGUUCUAGAAGUAAAUCAUAUGAAUGUCAUCAACGAAGGAAUGCCUUUAUUCAAAGUCCUGCCCAUAGACAACACAGUAAUACUCAGACUGGAGAGAAAGCAUUUGAAUGUCAUGUAUGUAGGAAAGCCUUCUGUAAAAGUUCUAACCUUAGACGACAUGAGAUGAUUCACACUGGAGUGAAACCACAUGGAUGUCAUCUUUGUGGAAAAUCCUUCACUCAUUGUUCUGACCUUAGAAAACAUGAAAGAGUUCACACUGGAGAGAAACUAUAUGGCUGUCAUCUGUGUGGCAAAGCCUUCAGUAAAAGUUAUAAUCUUAGGCGACAUGAGGUGAUUCACACCAGAGAGAAACCAAAUGAAUGUCAUCUGUGUGGGAAAGCAUUUGCUCAUUGUUCUGACCUUAGAAAACAUGAGAGAACUCACUUUGGGGAGAAACCAUAUGGAUGCCACCUGUGUGGGAAGACUUUCAGUAAAACUUCUUACCUCAGACAACAUGAGAGAACUCACAACGGAGAGAAACCAUAUGGAUGUCAUCUAUGUGGGAAGGCCUUCACUCAUUGUUCUCACCUUAGAAAACAUGAGAGAACUCACACUGGAGAGAAGCCAUAUGAAUGCCAUCUAUGUGGAAAAGCCUUCACUGAGUCUUCUGUCCUUAGACGACAUGAGAGAACUCACACUGGAGAGAAGCCAUAUGAAUGUCACCUGUGUUGGAAAGCCUUCACUGAUUCUUCUGUCCUUAAGCGACAUGAAAGAACUCACACUGGAGAGAAACCAUAUGAAUGUCACCUAUGUGGGAAAGCCUUCAAUCACUCUUCUGUCCUUAGACGACAUGAAAGAACUCACACGGGUGAGAAACCAUAUGAAUGCAAUAUAUGUGGUAAAGCCUUCAAUAGGAGUUAUAACUUUAGAUUGCAUAAGAGAAUCCACACUGGAGAGAAACCAUAUAAAUGUUACCUAUGUGGAAAAGCCUUCAGUAAAUAUUUUAACCUCAGACAACACGAGAACUCAUGCUGUAAAGUUAAUAAAUGAAGAUUCACCACCCAUACCUUCAAAGUAUAAACACUCUUGAGGACUCACACAGUGAAGAAAUACUGUGUUUAUUUUCAAUGUAUAAGAGCCUUUAUUCAUCCUUAUUAAUUAACUAACGUUAAUUCACAGUAGAUGGAAUCCAUAUGUAUGUCACCUGUGUAACAAAACCUUUAGCAGUGGACUCAUGGGGGAACAAACUGUAAAGGGAAUGAAUGUGGAGGAAUCUUCAUCCUCAGCUGGAACUGUUAAGCAGAUAAAUCACAUGUCAGAGAAAUUCCAAUAAUAUAUCUGUAAUUAGUGUAGAAAUACCUUCAGUUAUAAGUUAUCCUUUAAAUAAGUAAACCACAGAGGAGAGAGACUCUAGACCUGUAAUCACUGUGCACGUGUCUAACUUAGUACCACUUUUGGCAUGCAUCUGAAGAUUCAGUGUCUGGAACUGCUAGUGGAAACAAACUAGAACAUGAAGAAGAUGGAAGGCAUUUGGAGUAUCCCCUUCUGGAAUGCCUGACAUACAUACACUAAUUCAUGUGAUGACAAAAGUGCUGCCCCUCAUAGUGAUGCAUGAAACACCCAGAAAGCAGGGGGAGCAGAAGCAGCCAUGGUCCCCUGAUCUUGCCCAUAUUGCCCUGUCAACACCCAUGAAUCCACAAAUCCCCAACUGGGAGUGAGACCCAGGUGUCCCAGCCCCUACCAUACUUGAACACAGGAGGCUCAGAGAGGGGAAGGUGGAGCUUCCUUCCACCAGGGUAACAAGAAGGCCUGGGCCUUAGUACCCAUUUGAACAUGACUAGUACCCAUGUUUCACAGGUGGCAAAAUGGAGAACACAGAUGUUUGUAAUUAAUUUAUCCCAUGUUUUUCUGGGAUAUACAUAUGGACUCAAAGGGAUGGAAAACAUACUCCACAUAAAUGGAAGUAAUAAGAGCAGAGGUAGCCAUGUUUACAUCAGACAGGGACUAAUUCAAAACUGAGUUCAUUAAGAGGAUAUGUAACAUUUGUAAAUAUGUCAUACAAUAUAACACCCAGACUAAAGUGCAGAAAAUACCUUAUAGUGAUCAUAUAGAGGAAGCAUUCCAAAAUAAAGGGAGAUAAGAUGAAGGAAAGGUUUCUAUUUUAUUGUAUAAAAAAGAUAAGUGAAUCAGAGUGCACAUGUGUUCAUGUAUGUCUGUAUGUGUGUGUGCACAAUAAAACUACAGAAUAUAAAACAGUAUGUGAAGUUACAUGAAAAAUUGGUCAAUUGUAUUUUACAUGUACAUGUCAAAUAAAAUGCAUUAAUUUUAUUCAGUCAUCAGUGACAUGGAGAGAAGAAAACCAUAUUCAUCUUUUCACAUGCAUAAAAAGUAAUGUAGUGUUAAGUCCUAUUUACCCCACCUCCUGGUUGUGGGUGAGAAUAGCUUUAGGCAGGGGGUAGCUUACCGAUUCAAUGGACAUGAACUUGGGCCAACUCCAGGAGAUGGUGAAGGGACAGAGAAACCUGGCAUGCUGCAGUCCUUGGGGUCCCAAAGAGUCUUGACACAACUUGGCGACUAACAACAAAGCUUGCCAAACUAUCAAAAUAUGAAUACACCCUAAUUUGAAUCAGCAAACGAACUCCAACUUGCCCAAAGCAGAGGAAAACUUGGACAUCUGCAGGUAAAUCAUUCUGCUUGGAAAUGGCCACUAAGAAUUCCUUAUGAAUCCAGGAACAUCAAGGCCUCCUUUGGAUGGAUGUAGUGUGAGCAAUUUAAGACAUUGAGAUUGACUGACUUUUUAAAAAGCAAUUAGGAAAUGAAACCCACCCCAUCAUGUGUAUAAAAUGCAGUCUUAAUUUUCACUGUUACCGGUUUCUGAAUCCUGCACUUAAUAACAAGCAGGUUAUCUGUGCAGUUUCUUUAAUACGUUAUCCAUAAAGAAUCGAUGGCACAGCCAUAUGAGAUCCUGCUGUGCUGUCUCAUUAAAACUACAGUGCAUGUUCCCCUACACCUGUUUGUGUCUGAAUCUCAAGUCCUGCCCAGGUUUACCCCCUAUGUGGAGCCAGUUCACAAGUCACAGAAAGAUAGAGUGUAUCUUGAGAUGGAAGAGGGCUCAGGGAAAGCCAUGAGUGACUGAGCAGAUGUGUUAGGCAAGAUACAGGAGCGUGAUUAGCAGGCCCUGGGAAGAAAAGGACACUAGGAAGAGAACACACCAACCAACAGAGAAAAUGCUUCUUAAGAAGCACUCCUGACUCCUGCUCUUCUCAUCUGAGCUCUCCAAGGCAAGAUCAGUCUUAACUGGUCACUCUUGGGAGUUGAAAAUACAUCUUUAAAUAUACCUCUUUCUUGUGACACAACCGUAUACAUAAGGACAGAUUCACCAUGUGGCUGUGACGGUCAUCUGCUGUCCAGUAAAACACUGGGAGCUCAAGGCCUAUAAGCAUGGAACACAUAGAUUGAUUUUUCUGUCCUUCAGAAUUUUCCUUUGCUAUUGAAACCCACAUGUUGCUUGGCAGCAGUGGGUAUAAGGGAGGGACUGACCUACCAUGAAAUAGAGACACUGAAGAUGCUUCUAGUCCCUGAUGAACAGCAUAUCCAGGAAAGGAUGGGCAAAAAUUUUCAUUUGCCCUAAUUCUCCCACCCAAUCCUAGCUCCUUAAUCAUCUACAGUGUUUUUUUCAUUCUCCAAGCCCAGUUCACAUAGCCAUGUAGCCCCUCCAAAUGGGAAAGGUAGUUUUGUUCUAUGCUUAGUUUUAGAAGUCUUGGUCCAGAUGACACCCACACUGAGCAUGUGCCUUGAAGCAGCUGAGGCAUAUUCUAGAUAAAAGUAAUUCAUCCUCAGGCAGCACCCUUUAAUAACUAAAUGACAUCUCCCUUUGCAGGCACACUGUUAGUGAGAGUGCUCUUUCAUAAGUGAGUAGGAGGAUAAGGGAGAACCCAGACCCUGGGGUCAGAACCCGGAUCCACACCCUGGGCAUCUCUCUCGCAGUGAAAUUUUGCUAGUUUGGACUCUUCCUCUGAGGUCACGUUUGCAGGACAGAGAAACGUUGGUAUUUCACGGGAGGUUGUCGUGGGGAGUUAUGGUUACUGUGCCACCAGACAAUUGUUUGUUUUGUAAAUAAAGAGCUUCCCUUCUGGA
Dama dama (fallow deer) is the source of this 5706-nucleotide messenger RNA. Its product is annotated as zinc finger protein 596-like. Gene Ontology annotation, biological process: regulation of DNA-templated transcription. The record is from RefSeq and is a predicted model, not a curated record. Lineage: Eukaryota; Metazoa; Chordata; Mammalia; Artiodactyla; Cervidae.